Musca domestica (house fly) is the source of this 757-nucleotide messenger RNA. It is a transcript of the gene RpS24, whose product is annotated as small ribosomal subunit protein eS24. Gene Ontology annotation, biological process: translation. The coding region runs from base 162 to 554 and encodes 130 amino acids. The transcript is spliced from 2 exons. Gene Ontology annotation, molecular function: structural constituent of ribosome. NCBI's taxonomy places the organism in Eukaryota, Metazoa, Arthropoda, Insecta, Diptera, Muscidae. Gene Ontology annotation, cellular component: ribosome. The record is from RefSeq and is a predicted model, not a curated record.
ACAUCAAACUACCAAUUACUCAUUUCGAAAAUUGUACCAAGUAAUCGGUACAAAAAUAAUCAAUAUUUUUGCAACUCUAUUGUCAGUUCCUUUCCUAAUAAUUUUUUUGUCUGCUAAGACGUGUUUUAAUACUUUUUAAGUGUUUUAACAGAUAAAUAACCAUGUCUACCGCCACCAUUCGUACCCGGAAAUUCAUGACCAACCGUUUGUUGGCCAGAAAACAAAUGGUAUGCGACGUCAUCCACCCCGGCUUAGCCUCCGUCAGCAAAACUGAAAUCCGUGAAAAACUCGCCGCCAUGUACAAAGUUACCCCCGAUGUUGUUUUCGUCUUCGGUUUCCGUACCUGCUUCGGUGGUGGUCGUUCCACUGGCUUCGCUUUGAUCUAUGACACUUUGGACUUUGCCAAGAAAUUCGAACCCAAAUACCGUUUGGUUCGUCAUGGUCUUAUGGAAAUCAAGAAACAGACCCGCAAGCAACGCAAGGAACGUCGCAACAGAAUGAAGAAGGUCCGUGGUACCGCCAAGGCCAAGAUCGGUCAAGCCGCCAAGAAGUAAACUCUGAAUUCACAUUCGCUUGCAGACACCUAAAAAGCAUCAGAUAUCUUCAAACACAAAUGUUUGCGUUUGUUUUUGGAGUUUUAUUGAUGUUGACAUUUUCUUGUUCAAGGAAGUGUCUACAAUGUAACGGAUACGUUUUUUGUAUUUUAAGUAAAUAAAACAAAAAAAUAAUUCAAAAUUAUUUUGAAUUUCUAAAAUUA